UAUGAGGUAUAAAAUUAGUUUUAAACACUCCUUUUAAACAAUAUUUAUAUAAAUGUAUAUUAUUCACUUUAUUAUAAAAUGUGUUGAUGAUUCCACCUUUUUUAGUUUUCUUUAUUUUUCAUCUUGUUCUUGUAAGUUUUAAACCUUCUUUUGAAUAUAUCGGAAACACACCUUUUAGUAAAACCAGAUAUACUUUAUACACCCCUAGAAAUGAGACAUUUUCUUCCAAUUCCAAAACGAGUAAAUUUACACUUGGUUCAAACCAGAAUGAGCCUGAAGGGGAGGAUUUUCAGUAUUAUGAGCACAUUCCUGUUAUGUUGAAAGAAUCAAUGGAAUACCUUAUAACUGACCCCAAAGGGUUGUAUUUAGAUGUUACCUUAGGGUACGGAGGCCAUACUGAGGAGAUUCUAAGACGCCUUAACCCUAAAGGCAAACUCAUAUCAAUUGACAGGGAUCCAGAAUCCGUUUAUUUUAACAGAAAAAGGCUAAAGAGUUACAUUGAAGAGUCAAGAUUAUCUGUAGAAAUUGGAAAGUUUUCUGGCAUAAUUGAUCUUUUAAAGUCACACAAAUUACCUACAGAGGGAUAUACAGGGUUCUUUUUACCCAUUUUACUAUUUAAACUAGUUAUAUCAACUUUAUAUCUACUGUAUAAAGAGUUUAGGAUAGUUGCUGACUUGGGACUCUCUACACAUCAACUUGAAAACUCUAAAAGAGGAUUUAGUUAUAUGAAAAACGGACCACUGGACAUGAGAAUGUCAAGUCCCCUUAAUGAUCCUUUUAAUCCUAAUUUUAAAAUUGAUGUUAAAUCCUCCGAAAAUACAGCCUACCAGUUGGUUAACAAGUCUGAUGAAUCUACUCUGAGGAAGAUUUUCAAAGAGUUUGGACAAGAGCCCCGUGCCGCAUCAAUCGCCAAGAAAAUUAUCGAAAAACGGCGGAUUCUGGGAGAAAUCGACUCUACUGAGAAGCUUAAGAGUGUAGUUAUGGACUCCUUACCAAUGUUCCACAGGAGUAAAAUGAGAACACUUUCUCGGAUAUUUCAGGCGCUGAGAAUUAAAGUGAACGAUGAACUUAAUGAACUAAGCUCUUUUCUCAAUUUUAUUCCUCAACUCCUUAAAUAUAAUGGGAGAUUUGUAUGUAUAUCCUACCAUGCCCUGGAGGACCGCCUGGUCAAGAACUCGUUCAUAAACCUAAGAAACUUCAAAACUCCAACAGUCAAGUUUAAUAUUUUAACCAAGAAAUGUAUAUCGCCAACCCCUGAGGAAAUAGAUUCAAACAUCAGGUCCAGAACAGCCAAAUUAAGAUGCAUUGAAAAGGUAAAAAAAUAACUCAAUAUAAUAAAACUACA
This is a messenger RNA of Theileria parva strain Muguga, 1345 nucleotides long. It is a transcript of the gene rsmH, whose product is annotated as MraW methylase family protein. Bases 87 to 1325 code for a protein of 412 amino acids. The record is from RefSeq and is a predicted model, not a curated record. Gene Ontology annotation, cellular component: cytoplasm. The transcript has 7 exons. Gene Ontology annotation, biological process: rRNA base methylation. Lineage: Eukaryota; Apicomplexa; Aconoidasida; Piroplasmida; Theileriidae. Gene Ontology annotation, molecular function: rRNA (cytosine-N4-)-methyltransferase activity.